Messenger RNA from Cynoglossus semilaevis (tongue sole), 7470 nucleotides. It is a transcript of the gene prdm16, whose product is annotated as PR domain containing 16. Gene Ontology annotation, molecular function: protein binding; histone H3K9 methyltransferase activity. Bases 283 to 4497 code for a protein of 1404 amino acids. The record is from RefSeq and is a predicted model, not a curated record. The transcript has 17 exons. Gene Ontology annotation, biological process: regulation of gene expression. Gene Ontology annotation, cellular component: nucleus. Lineage: Eukaryota; Metazoa; Chordata; Actinopteri; Pleuronectiformes; Cynoglossidae.
GGGAGAUGGGGAAGGUGAGAUGGUGAGGAGAGAGCAGGAGGAGGAGGAAGAGGAGGAGGAGGGGAAGAGAUAAGUGAUCUAAAGGGGAGACGAUAGGACAAAAAAGUGAUGAUGAUGAUGAAUACAUUGGAAAGUUUUUUGGCCCCGGCGCGGGUGUCAGAUUGAAUGGCCUGUGCGCAUGUGCGAAGGUGUCCAAACUGACAAUGCUGGUGAGAUGAAGAUAGUGUUGUUGCUGCUUCUGGGCUCACGGAGGACGACGAGAGGAAUCUACAAUCCGACAAGAUGAGAUCCAAGGCGCGGGCGAGAAAACUGGCGAAAAAUGACAGUGAACCGGUGGACAGCAUGUACGACACAGAGACUGACCUCGCAGGUUUAGCAGCCAGCAGCGGUGGUGGCGCCGACAGCCCAGAAGACGAUGCCGAGGACGGCCUCAUCAACAUGUCCCCCCUGCCCUCACCGACCCCUUCCCACCCGAACAACAACCACCACCACCACCUGCUGCACCCGCACAUCUACGCCAGCCACCACCAUCACCUCCACAACAACAGCAACAGCAGCAGCAACGACCAGGACUUCACCACACCUAAGGAAGGCUCGCCCUACGAGGCUCCCGUCUACAUUCCUGAUGACAUUCCCAUUCCCAGUGAACUGGAGCUGCGGGAGUCCUCAGUGCCAGGCGCGGGCCUCGGCGUGUGGGCCAAGUCCCGAAUUUGUGCCGGCGAAAGGUUUGGGCUACACAACACGCUGCACCACGACGCCACGGGCAAAGACGGCUCCUUCGGAUGGGAGCAGAUCAUGAACGACCAUGAAGACGCCUCCCCUGAGAGCUGCAUCAAAAAGGUGGUGGACGACAUGGGAGACGUCAAGUUUUCUCUGGACACGGACGCCGCUAGCAACAGCUGGCUCAAAUACGUCCGCUGUGCUCCGUCAUUUGAGGAGCAGAACCUCGCCGCCUGUCACCUCACAGGAGACCAGAUUUAUUAUAAAGCUGUGCGGGACAUUGAAGCAGGGGAGGAGCUCUUAGUGUAUAUGAAGGACGGCAUUUUCCCGGAGGGAUCCAUGGCACCCAACCUACAAGAUGAGCAGAUGUACCGCUGUGAAGACUGCGAUGAGCUCUUCUCCUCGGCUCUAGAGCUGCGGCGGCACCAGAAGUAUUCGUGCACCAGUGCAGGCUCCAUCUUUGACUCACUGAGGGAGGACUUCAAACAGGAGCGGGAGGACAGCGACGAGCCCGUCCACGAGUGUAAAGACUGUGAGAAGAUUUUUCCAAAUGAGUACAGUCUGGGCCAGCAUAUGAUAGUCCACACCGAGGAGAGGGAAUACAAGUGUGACCAGUGUCCAAAAGCCUUUAACUGGAAGUCCAACCUCAUACGUCACCAGAUGUCACAUGACAGUGGCAAGCGUUUUGAGUGUGAAAACUGUGAUAAGGUGUUCACAGAUCCCAGCAAUCUUCAGCGUCACAUCCGCUCUCAGCACGUGGGUGCACGUGCACACACGUGUCCUGAAUGUGGCAAGACCUUCGCCACCUCGUCAGGCCUCAAGCAGCACAAGCACAUCCACAGCAGUGUCAAACCCUUUAUCUGUGAGGUUUGCCACAAAUCCUACACCCAGUUCUCCAACCUCUGCCGGCACAAGCGUAUGCACGCUGAUUGCCGCACCCAGAUCAAGUGUAAGGACUGUGGACAGUUGUUCAGCACUACCUCCUCCCUCAACAAGCACCGUCGAUUCUGUGAGGGCAAAAAUCAUUACGGCUCCCCUGGAGGGAUUUUCAACCCUGGGAUCCCCAUGAGUUCCAGCCCUAUUAUAGCCAAGGCAAAGUCCCAUCACCCUCACCUUCCUGGUCUCAACCAGUCAGGGUUGGGAUUCACUGACUACUUUCCCUCCCGACCGCACCCUCAUGCUGGCUUACCCUUUUCCCACGGGCCCCAUGGCUUUCCGUCACUACCGCAUGGUUUCCCAGGUAUCUUUCCUACGUCACUGUAUUCCCGGCCGCCUUUAUUGCCAGCUAAUCCAUUGAUAAAGACUCCAUUAGGCAGCAGUCAGGAGGUGAAGCUGCCUCGGAGUCCACUAGAUGCACCCCCACUGUCCCUGGUUAGCUCUACGAACAGCAAUGGAGGCAACAGUCUUAGUCAAGGCGAAGAGAAGGAAAAAGAGAACAAACUAGAUUUGUCCUCCAGUGGUGAAACCCAGCAAAACUCUAAAAUCGCAGACAUAUCUGAUGGUAGUGACCUAGAAGAUAUCAAUACCACAAGUGGGACAGAUUUGGACACCACCACUGGCACUGCAUCGGGUGAUGGUUCUGACCUGGAGAGCGAUGGGGAGAGUGAACGAGAGCGAAGUGGUAAGAGAAGAAAGCCAUCUGGAGCCAUAUCAAGUCAAGACGGUAACCAGUCAGAAAACCGGAAUAGUGCGUUGAUAUCAGCUGUGUCUAGCUCAGGCCUCGCAGGACUCAAUCGUUCAUUUCUCUCCUCUGCAUCAUCCCAGCAUUCUUUCUUCCCUCCUCCUGAUGAACAGGCCCUUCCUCCCACCACCACAAAUGCCAACGCAGCCACCACAGACUCCAUCAAAGCCAUUGCCUCCAUUGCUGAAAAAUAUUUUGGCCCAGGUUUGAUUGGUCUUCAUCAGGAGAAGAAGAUGGGUCCGUUGCCCUACAAUUCCAUGUUUCCCUUUCAGUUCCUGCCUAACUUUCAUAACUCUCUAUAUCACUUUGGCGCUGAUCGAGGAGCCCUCAACCCCAACAUGUUCUUCAAGGCAGAACCUAAGUCGCCUCAUGAGCAUCUUCACAAGAUAGUCUCUGGGGCUCCAGGCACUCCUGUUCGCACAGCAGAGUCACCGUUUGACCUCACCACGAAACCCAAAGAGACCAAGUUAUCUCUUUCCACACCACCAAACGCCUCACAACACAACAACAGUACUGGGAGCAGUAGUGGACCAUCAGCGUUGUCAGGUAGUGAAGAGCAACCUCUGGAUCUCAGCAUUGGUGGUCGAAGCAGAGGUGGACAUAAUGGUGUGGCAGCGGAGCCGCAGAAUCGGAAGAACCACCUCUAUGGGGUUGGGAAAGGAGGUCAUCUCAAAGAUGACAACCUAGCUGGUUUCCCACAACCACUGUCACAGUCACUGCACCAAUCUGCCAUCUCACAGCACCAGCAGCCCCAGGCACCGCCACAUCAGCCACCGCCCCUGCACUAUGCCAAGCCNNUGACUUUGGUACGUAACCCUCUACCUUGUCAUUGGUCCAGCAGGGUGGAGAAGAGGAAGCUACUUGACCCUGUAGGAGCACUGAAGGAAAAGUUCCUCAGGCCUUCACCACCACUCUUCCACCCACAGAUGUCAGCCAUGGAGACCAUGACCGAGAAGCUAGAGAGCUUUGGCGCUCUUAAACUUGAUGCACCGCCCAACUCACUGCAACACUCCGCUCAUCCACUGUUCAACUUCCGCUCACCGCCACCCUCCCUCUCGGACGCCAUCCUGCGCAAGGGCAAGGAGCGCUACGCCUGCAGGUACUGUGGAAAAAUCUUCCCACGCUCAGCGAACCUCACCAGGCACUUGCGGACACACACAGGGGAACAACCCUACAGGUGUAAAUACUGUGACCGCUCCUUCAGCAUCUCAUCCAAUCUUCAACGCCACGUUCGCAACAUCCACAACAAGGAGAAACCUUUCAAGUGUCACCUGUGCAACCGCUGCUUCGGCCAGCAGACGAACCUGGACCGCCAUCUCAAGAAACACGAGCACGAAAACAUUCCUGUGAGCCAACAGUCCGGGAUGCUUUCCAACCUAGGAACCACGAUCUCCUCGCCAAACUCGGAGCCUGACAAUCAUGCACUUUUAGAAGAGAAGGAAGACUCGUACUUCUCAGAAAUCCGCAACUUUAUUUCCAACAGUGAGAUGAACCAGGCCUCCAGCUCCAUGGAUAAGAGGUCAGAUCAGGGCGAGGACGCCCGUCCACCAAGCCACAGUUUGUCCAACUCCAAACUAGGACUGCAGGGGCUGGAUGAAGAGGAGGAGGAGGUAGAGGGUGAUGAUGAGGAGGAGGAAGAAGGCAGCCUAACAGAAAAAUCUCAUGACGAGGCACCAGAGUCUCCAUCUCCGGUCACAACAGGAGCGUAUGAAGAGGAGGACGAGGAGGAAGAAGAGACGGAGACGGCUCCGAUGGCUCUGAGCUAUGAACACACUCGCAGGUGUAUAGAGGAGGAGGGAGCUCUCAUGGACUUAGAGGGUCUGCCCAGCUUUACCAAGAGCCUGGAGAGUUUGCGUAAAGCCACCGGUGACGAGCAACCAUUUGAUGUUAAAGACAUUUUUAACACUUCAUUAGAGUCGGAGGCUUUGAAAGAGACACUGUACAGGCAGGCUAAAACCCAGGCUUAUGCAAUGAUGCUGUCUCUCUCCGAGAACAACCCUUUGCACGCGCCCUCCCAGAACUCUCUGGACGCUUGGCUGAGCAUGGGAGGAGGGCCGUCUGAGACGGGCAGCUUUCACCCACUCAACCACAUCUAGACGAGAGAGAGAGAGAUGGAGGGGGAGGAGGGGAGAAGAAUGUUUCGUUCAUGGACAGAAACAAAAGACAAGAGUGGACAUGAGUAGUGACUGGAGGUAUAGGCCCGGUGGAUUCUCUGUCACAUUCAUUUAAGAUAUGUGUAAAUGUGUGUCUAUGGAAAGGAGAGAGAGAGAAGGAGAGGAGGGUGGAGGUUGUCCCAAAGGGUGGGGGCUCUUACAAGACUAUGUCAAAGCGUAAGCACUGCUAAGCUCCUGUCGAUGUGAAGGACGUCCAUGACUGCGUCUCAAAAGCAUUGACAGCUCAAGUCCUCGAGGCUCAGUCUACACCACAGAAACUCUACAUCAGGCUUCUUAUUUUUAAAGACACUCACUGACUGGUAUGUCUCUAAAGUCUGUGUCCACCGCCUUCUGCAAGCACUGCAGCGUCAGCACUGCAUUUGUACUGCAUGUCCACACGGGGUUGCUGUGAUACUGGGGAUAUAGUGUCUCCAGGUGUCCUCCACCUACUGUUGGCGAUCACGUUCACUGAGCUUGUUUCAGUUACAGUUUCAGUGCAGAAUCAACAAAAGUACUACAUUAAAUGUUACUUGAGCAAAUGACCAUUGCAUUAGACUCUUUUUUUCUUUUUUUUUUUCUUUCUUUUUUUUAAAGUGAAUGAUUAGAUGGACAAUGAUGUUCUGAGUUGAAACGUGCACAACAGCUGGUGAUUUUAAUGAGCUAUCUGGGACACUGGCCAACCUGAUGGGCUGUCCACUUGAUCAUGAUCAUGCUGAAAAUUAAUUUGACUCCUACUCAGUGACUGAGUAAGACUCUCUGCUUGCUUAUGUUUUUGUCAUCUGUUAAUUUUAUUUACUUACUCUCCUCUUAGAUACCACAGUAUUGUUUCUUUGUAGGCACUACAGUGCUAAAUUUGUUAAUAUAAUUAUUUUUAGAGAAGGACCAAAAUUGUAUGAUAUUGUCAUAUGGUGUACAAAAUAAUUAGGUGUUCAUAGCAAGAGUGGUAUGUGCCAAAAAAAAAAUAACCCAUAGAAAAUGUUUUGUUCUCUGACAAUCAUUUCAUGUCCGAGGGGCUCACAUUUGCUGUCAUAGUUGUUAUUUCGUAUUACGCUCUUAUAUAUUUGAGUUCACAAGUGUGUGUAUGUAUUUAUUUCUGGUUGUAUUGUCAAGACUGGAGGAGCGAAAGUGGAGAAAACUCAUUUCGACCCCCCUUUUCCCCUUAUUGUUGAAGGAAUAAACACUUAUCAGAACACAGAGGAGAUUCUGAAUCUCUGGUUUUGAUGCAUACGUGUGCCAAAACGAGGAAAGAGUCCAUGAAAUUAAGUGUUUUUAUUUAUAGUGAAAGUAGUUGUUUGUUUCGGAACACAUUGUUAAUCCCCCAUUCUUUGAACUAUUUAACCAUGUGUGCUAAUUAGUUACAGACACAGUCCCAAUAUUGAGGCUGUCUCUAUCCUAUGUUUUCAUAUGAAUGACAACAAUGAGAAGAUCUUAUUUUCGUUAAUGCAUGAUCGACAUUUCACACAGUCACAUCUGCAUGAUCAUGUGGUCACACAGAAAGGACUUCUCUUGUAAAACCAGCAACAAGAUCAUAUUAACCGUGAUUAGUAUUAAAAUUGAAUUCUGCUGAUCAACUGAUCAGUCCCUUCAACAUACAAAAUAAAUAACGUGCUCCAGACUAGACACGUAAAAACAGGUAAACCCAAAUUUCCAGUUUCACUCUGACGAUAUAUUCCACUCAAAACCCAUUCCAAAUGUCACCGUGCCAUGGAGGCCAUGACACAUUUACCAUAGAUAGCUGUGUGAUGGCUACAGGAUGCUGUCUUCUCAAACUAGCACUUAAACCACAUGGGUCCAAGCCUGCGAAUGAUCAGGUUUUAGUCUCUAAAGCUUAGAACACAGAUUCGUUUUCACACGAGUUAAAUCAGAGGAGCAGCCCGUGUGCUCAAGAUGAACAAUUAGGAACAUCUGAAACAGAAGCACUGUAUAUUUUUUGUCUCAACAGCAGGGGGCAGUGUGGUGCCGAGACUGCUGCGUCAUCUCAUUUUUCUAUGGACAGGAGUCUUUUUAAAUAAAACUACUGAAUGAGAUUUCAUUCGUGGUAAACAUGCUGUUCCAGGUUGUACUUAUAAAAUGUCUUGGGUUGCUACGUUUUUUUUAGGAUGACUAGAUGUAAUAAUUCAUGUCAUGGACUACUGUAAUAAGCACGCGCUGUGUAAAGCAAACUCUUUGAUGGCAUUGAAGUAUUCCAUUUUGCCAACUUUAUGAAGUUUUCUGGCAGAUGGUGGCUGAAAUAUAUUUCAGCCUAAUAGAACGCGGUUGCUGUUCCUCCCCACUGUUACAGAAGAAGUAAAAAAAACUAUAUAAAUAUAUAUACAUAUUGUUCCUUUUUAACUGUAUAGUAUUUUAAAGAAUGAAAAACCAUUGUCUGAAGAAGAAAAAAAAUCAAUGGAAAACAUGGGUUAGUGGAUGGUGCUUGUUUUGUUUGAAUCUGAGUUGUAUAUCACCUCUGUUAUGUUUAUGGAAAACAAACAAAAGAUAUUGUGCAUGACGUGUUUAGCAGUCAUAAUGAUGUCCAUUUGUGAAACGUGUAUCAAAUCAACAAAAUAUAUUAAAAAAGAAAAAAAAAGAAAUCGGUAGAUGCACUUAUUGUACAUGUGGUUAGGUUAGUAGUUUUGACUUCUAGUUCUUGGCUGCCUCACCAUCAUUUGGGCAGUGGGCUCUGAAAGACAUACAGUAGUAAAAACUUGUGGGAGACAUAAUGAUAAACAAUAAAGGAUUGUAGAAUAAUGUUGAACAAUUCUGACAUUGCAGUUUAUUUGCUUGUGAUUAUUGAAGAUGUACUUUAGAGAAAUUUCAUUGAAAAGACAUGACUGAUGAUAAUUCUGUAGAAUAGCGAUGUAAACCAAAUGUAAUCUUUCCAAUGCUAUGAAGACUUUAUACAUGAAAUUGAUAUGCAAUAAAACCUGUGUGCUUUUU